Molecule: messenger RNA, 1202 nt
Organism: Saccostrea cuccullata (small rock oyster)
Lineage: Eukaryota; Metazoa; Mollusca; Bivalvia; Ostreida; Ostreidae
Product: dehydrogenase/reductase SDR family member on chromosome X-like
Exons: 7
Coding region: 1-1005 (334 amino acids)
Source: RefSeq, a predicted model, not a curated record
AUGGCGCUGUCCAUCAUGAUUAGAAUUUGUUACAUCAUUUGGUCGUUUUUAAAGGUUUAUGUUUUCGGUUUUGUGGCCUUGGUGCGUCAGGUACUACAGAGACACAAAAUUCCAGAGUUGCACUUGAGAACUGGAAAAAUUGCAAUAGUGACCGGCGGUACAAGUGGUAUAGGGUUUCAUGUCUCACUGGGUCUGGUCUCCAAAAAUGUCCAUGUGAUCAUGGGUGGUCACAACAUUGAGAAAGGGAAAGAGGCUAUAAAGAAAAUUAGAGAAGAAUUUCCUAAUGCAAAAGUGGACUUUAUGCAUUUAAAUCUGGCCUCCUUUAAAUCCAUACAGGACUUUGUUGAAAAUGUAAAGGCAAGAUGCUCCAACAUUCAUAUACUAGUAAAUAAUGCUGGUGUAAUGUUUGCACCAUAUCAAGAGACUACUGAUAGUCUAGAAAGCCAUUUCCAAAUAAAUUAUUUAGGAUACCUAUACCUUACACAGUCUCUCAUGGACAUCUUAAAGAAUUCUGGCACAGAUGAAUUUUAUAGUCGUAUCAUUAACCUCUCAUCAGUCGUCCAUAACGUGGGAUCACUAAAUCUACAAAAUCUUGGAAGAAGGUGUUCAAACUGGUGGGAAUAUUCACCUCAUGCAGCUUAUGCAGAUUCCAAACUUUACAUAGCCCUCUCCUCCUGGGGUCUAAGUGAACAACUAAAACAAGAAAAUUCAAAGGUGACAGUCAAUGCCCUACAUCCUGGCAUUGUUAAUACAGCUCUCUACAGACAUGUUCACUGGUCCAUCAAGUGGCUUCUGGAUAUUGUAGCUAAGUUCACUUACUUGACACCACCAGAGGGCGCUGAUACUAUACUGUUUCUGGCUUUAUCACCAGAUGUGGAGAGAGAAAGUGGACUUUAUUAUGAUAAUUGUCAGGAACAGAAAACUUGUCAGAUGGCAUACAGUGAUGACAUCAUUAAUCAAAUGCAGGAUAUUUCAAAUGACAUCAUACAAGACAAAAUUCAGUGAAGAAUGGAAUAAAAAAAUCAUAGGGUAUUAUCAAAUUGCCAUGUCAUUUGUGUCUGAAACUUUGAAAUGUCGUUAAGUUGAUUUCCUGGAUAUACAUGCAUAAUUGAUAUGUUUGUGCCAAUUAUUUGUUUGAUUGUUAGAUGAAUAUUUUGUUCAUUUUAAGUUACUUUCAUAAUAAAAGCAUAUUUGAAAACGUG